Molecule: messenger RNA, 1582 nt
Organism: Sardina pilchardus (European sardine)
Lineage: Eukaryota; Metazoa; Chordata; Actinopteri; Clupeiformes; Clupeidae
Product: CAP-Gly domain-containing linker protein 1-like
Exons: 12
Coding region: 53-1582 (509 amino acids)
Source: RefSeq, a predicted model, not a curated record
CUUUUAUUGUGUGCUGUUGUGAAAUAAGAAUUUGUUGAUUUUGGAUUCGCUCAUGAUGGAGUGGAAUAUGGAGGGGGCGACCAUGUUCGCGGAGCUGGCCAAAUUGGAGACGCGGCUGCUCCAGGACGGCUUGCGCCCCAAUGCUGAGGUGGUGGAGCGGCUGCUCCACCUGUGGAGGCUGUACCUGCGCACUGAGGGCAGCAGGAACGCCGCGAGGCUGGAGGUGAAGGCGCUGCAGGAGGCCCAUGACAGGGAAAAUAUGGAGGUGCAAAAGAAGCUUGACCAAGCCCGGGUUCUGAUUGUGAAGCAGAACUCCUUGAAUGUCAAGUUUGAGGAAGAAAACCAGCAACUGCAUGCUCAGCUGAAACAGCUGCACGGUGAUAAAGAGGCUGAGAAGAUGGAGGUGGCUGAGCUGCUUGCCCAGGGGAGCCUGGGCGAGAUCAUUUUCUCCAGCCCCAGUGAGCAGGUGGCCUACCUGCUGGCUGAGAGGGCCUCUCUCCUGGAGAGAUUGCAGGCUCUGGAUGUGGAGAAAUCCCCACCAUUCAUGGAUGCUGAUCCUGCCGCUGUCUUCAAAGAUGGCAUGGAUAAGCUUGAUAAAAAAAUGAAGGAGGGAGUUGAAGCUGAGGAUGAGAAGCCUCCUCUGAUAUCACUGCCUAAAAUGGAAAAGGUGGAUAUUGGCGUUCAGGCCACGGAUGAUGACAUGGAGAGUGCUCAUGUGAGGUGCCUAGAGGACCUGAAGGAGAAGGAUGUUGAGCUAUGCAGGCUGCAGGCAUACACGCAGCAGCUGCAGCAGGAGCUCAGUCAGCUGCAGCUCCAGAGAGACCAGGCACAGCAGCUUCUGGGAGAGCAGGAGCAAAUCCACAGGAGCACUGUGGAGGACCUCAACAAGGAGCUGGAGUUUCUGGAGUCAAGUGUGGAACUUGCACAGGAUGAAAAAUGGAACCCACUCAUUGAUGACUACAAGGUCUUAAUCCAGGCGCAGGAGAGUGCUCUCCAGCAGAAAGAUGAGGACUUUGCCAAGUUGAGGGAGAUCCUCCACAACACCAUGGCCUUGCUGAACGCUGCGGAGGCAGACGUGCUCUCAGGGAAAGAGAAGAUCGCUGAGCUGGAGAAACUCAGCGCUGAGCUGGACCACAAGAACCAGCAGCUGCAGAGCUACCUUGUGGUAAACAACCAGUUGCUCACUAGCCAACAUGAGGUGUUGGUCCUGAAAGAGGAACUUACAAAACUUCAGGACGAAAAGGCUAAACUACUGAACAAGUACAAUGAGAAAAAAGAACGCUUCAUGGACAAGCUUUGCGCCGGCAAAUUAGUUCACGCAAAAGAAAUGCGUUUGCGUGAUGAGAAGAUCCAAGAGCUUCAGAGGAAUUGUGAUUUCCUUACAAAACAAGUGGGCAAGGUGAAAGAGACAACAGUGAAAAUGGAAGAGGUAAACAGCAAGCUGUGGAAAGAGAACCAUGAGUUUCAGUGUGAACUUCUCACGCAGCAGGAAGGCCAUGAGACAUGCAAACUCAGGUACUGCCACCAUGGAGUUGGCCUGUAUUUGGAUCUUUGUCAACAGGAGUUCCAACCCUUCUUGUGA